UUUUUUUUUUUACUUCUUCGCUUACGCUGAUGAUCCUAUCAUAGCCUACUCCUACUUGGUGGUUUAUGGAACAUGUUCUGCGCAAGACUGUACCUUAGAUAGUUUAGGAAAAAGCACAUUAUAAUCUGUAUAAAGACUGAUCCGAAAAGAGUCACUGUUGUAAUUAGACAGAAUUAGGGGCGGUUUUAGUCUUCUCGUUUAUGGAAACAAUCUUGCAUUCUUGUCAAAACUAAACUAAAGCGUCAUCUCGGUGACAAUACAAGCACCCAAGCUAAAGGGCAACACAACUUCUCAGCCAUGUCAAUGAAAUUUUGCUGCAUUUACAGUAUCGGAUUCAUUUCCAUUCUACUUUUAAUAACAGGAAUUUCUUUAGUAUUGGCAGAGGUAUUCCAAAAUGUAUUGUACUCGAGAAUCGAAAAGGAAAUCGUGCUGAGAAAUGGAACUGAGGCGUUCGAGGCGUGGGAGAACCCCCCUCCUCCCGUCUACAUGCAGUUCUACUUCUUUAAUUUGACCAAUCCCUUAGAGGUGCUUGAUGGAGACAGGCCUGCUGUGGUUGAGAUAGGACCCUACACAUACAGGGAGUAUCGGCCCAUGGAGGACAUUGCCUUUAUGGAGAACGGGACCAAAGUGUCGGCUGUGAAUACAAAGACCUACAUAUUUGAGGCCAACAUGUCCAUAGGCCUAGAAAGUGACUUAAUGAGGACAGUGAACAUCCCAGCGUUGACUGUCAUGGAGAAAUUCAAGGAUCAUUCGAUCAUAGCCAAUAUCAUCAUGGCGUACAUGAAGUCCAAUGAUAUUGGACUGUUCAGCACGCACACUGUCGGAGAGCUGCUGUGGGGCUAUGAAGAUGGAUUGCUCAAGACUCUCAAAUUGUUCCAGCCUGAUUUAGAUGAUGUGUUUGGCCUCUUCUAUAAGACGAACGCGACCAAUGACGGGGAGUAUGUUUUCCUGACUGGCCAACAGGGCUACAGGGACUUUGCCAAGGUGGAGCAGUGGAAAGGUCAAAGCUCUCUGCCGUGGUGGUCCACGGACGAGUGCAACAUGAUCAACGGCACCAACGGUGCCUCCUUCCAUCCUGUCAUCACCAAGAACGAGACGCUCUACAUGUUCUCGUCGGACCUCUGCAGGUCCCUGUUUGCCACGUUCGAGGAGGAGGUGAGCGUGAGGGGCCUCCCCGGCUACCGGUUCGUGCCACCCAGCCGGGUGUUUGCCAGCCCGACGGUGAACCCCGACAACGCAGGCUUCUGUGUGCCCCCGGGGAAUUGUCUGUCCUCGGGUCUGCUCAACGUCAGCGUCUGCAAGCAGGGGGCACCAAUUAUCAUGUCGUCGCCACAUUUCUACCAGGCAGAUGAGAAGUACAUCAACGGCGUCUUUGGGAUGUAUCCUAACAAGGAGCGGCACCAGACCACUAUCGACGUGAACCCACUCACAGGUGUGAUUCUACAGGCGGCCAAACGACUCCAGGUCAACGUCUUCGUUGAGAAAAUCAGCACGUUCAGCCAAACCGGAAACGUCAGAACGGUGGUGUUUCCUGUGCUGUUCCUCAAUGAGAGUGUUGUCAUCGACGAGGAGUCCGCUAAAAAGGUGCAGGCGGUGGUCACUCUGGGCAACGUGGUGGUCAACGUUCCCUUUAUGCUGAUUGGCUUGGGGAUCCUCCUCGGGGCCAUUUUCAUGGUGCUGAUGUGUCGUCAGCAAGUCCCCAAGAGCACCCCUGCUGAGCGCCAGCCACUGCUUGGUUCAUCAUAGCUCCACAAGCCGUGUAGUCAUGGCGGAACACGUCCGAUUUCUGCUAUAACCUGCCACAAACUUUGGAAUCACUACAUGAUAUACAGUAUUAUAAGUAGGUGACUGAAAGGUCAACCUCCUGUUCUAGGUGUAUAUACUCUUAUGUUAUCAAUAACGCUUUAACAUUUUCAUGUAGUAUAUCUGAUGGCUUAGUUCAAAUGCCAAUUUGAUUUGAAACCAAUUGCAAGGCAACAGUUCAGAAAUGUUUACAGGAGCCAGGCCGUUUACGAGACCUGUGUUUUGACAUGAAUAGUGUCCCCCCCCAUCAUGUCUAUCAGCAUACAGGAGGACAAACGAUUCCAAAUCAACAGUACAAAUCUUCAAGUAAGAAAUGCUCAAACUGAAACCAAGUUUACCCAAAAACCCGAUCUAAUGGUGAAGAUUUAGGGAAGAGGUUAAGAGAUUAUCGAUACGAUACUGUGUGUGAGGAAGUGUGUGUGUGUGUGUGUGUGUGUGUGUAUGAGAUGUUGGAAACGAUGAUGCGUGUGAAGAUAUGUGGGGGAGUUUAUUUUCCGUAUGAUCUCAUAGACUGCAGAGUAUAGGCCAGCUAGCAGGAUCAGGUCUGACUGUCAGAGAUCGCUAAUGAAAUGACACUGUACUGUAUAAUAUGAUGCAGUCAGCAAGAUCUGGAAAUGUGCCGAAAUAAGUUCCCCUUUGUUCCACUGUGGCCCAGUGUACUUGUUACACAACCACCGUAAUGUCACUUUUUAAUAUUUCUAUACUACUGUUAGCAGGCUCAGCAGCCUGAUGAUGGAACAUUGUUAAAUAGAUUUUAUUGCCACUCUGAGUUGUAUAUGCAAUUCCAAGUGAACAUCCAUAUCGGUGUGUUCUGAUUCGUUUGGUCAUUUGGUUUAGUUACCCACUGAACGAGCUAACCACUUAUGAAUUACGGGAAUGAUAGGCAUACAUGUUUCCUGAGAACUUUCGAAUGAAUGCAUUCAGAUCGCUGAUGUCAUGACGAGUGUGAGGCCAACCAAAUGGUUGAUGGUUGAACACAUUGAAGAAGCUAUCCUCUAAUGUACUGAUAUGUAUGAGUCCUCUGCACUGAACAAAAAUUGACCCUGAUUGAACACUUUACCUCCAAGGAAGGAUGUGGUCAGUUUUGUAGUGUGUAAAUUGAAAAAUAUACCUAUAAGGGAAACUAGGUACAUGUGAGGGCUGUCCCAUCUAACUUCUGAGAACCAGUUGCUUCAACUAGAUUGUUCAAAAAUAUUGAUCUUUUACUUGGAGAACAUUUCAAAUGUAUGUACCUCCAAAAAUAUUUUAACCGUAUUUUAAACUGGCAGGUUUUCUAUUUGUAAAAACACAACAGUGGCCGUAAUUAAAAUGUGAACAUUUGUCACUACACUACAGCAAUUAGAAUUUGGGUGCUUCUUUCUACCUGUUGAUAGUUCAUUACUGUUUUGGGUUUUAAUGUUAUUGCUCCAUUCAGUAUCCCAUGUUUGUUUUAAGAAAAUAAUCUUUAUUGUCUUAAAUGCUUCAGGAUAUGUAUUUAUCUAGCAUGUCGUAAUUCUGCUCUGUUAAAAGAACCGUACUUGCACUUUUUCUACAAACAUAAAAAAGCAUCUGCACAAGUUUUACAAUAUUUACAAACUCUCCAGCAUGUAACAUAUUUACAAAUAAAUACAGGCUCGAUUGCCGCACAUUUUACAAACGACAUAUCAAUAAACU
Hypomesus transpacificus is the source of this 3456-nucleotide messenger RNA. It is a transcript of the gene scarb2c, whose product is annotated as scavenger receptor class B, member 2c. Gene Ontology annotation, molecular function: scavenger receptor activity. The transcript is spliced from 12 exons. The record is from RefSeq and is a predicted model, not a curated record. Bases 298 to 1746 code for a protein of 482 amino acids. Gene Ontology annotation, cellular component: lysosome; cytoplasm; membrane. Gene Ontology annotation, biological process: receptor-mediated endocytosis; protein targeting to lysosome. NCBI's taxonomy places the organism in Eukaryota, Metazoa, Chordata, Actinopteri, Osmeriformes, Osmeridae.